Molecule: messenger RNA, 2407 nt
Organism: Daphnia pulex (common water flea)
Lineage: Eukaryota; Metazoa; Arthropoda; Branchiopoda; Diplostraca; Daphniidae
Product: G1/S-specific cyclin-E-like
Exons: 9
Coding region: 444-1814 (456 amino acids)
Biological process (GO): regulation of cyclin-dependent protein serine/threonine kinase activity; G1/S transition of mitotic cell cycle
Cellular component (GO): cytoplasm; cyclin E1-CDK2 complex; centrosome
Molecular function (GO): cyclin-dependent protein serine/threonine kinase regulator activity
Source: RefSeq, a predicted model, not a curated record
GUCUCAGUCACCUGUUUUUGCCGCGAAAAUAGUCGGAAACAGCUGAUCGACUAGUAGCUCCCCACGUGAGUCUUUUGUGGCUCGACUCCGCCCACAUCUCGAGUUGGACCAAUCAGAGUCCUCCUUUCCGGCUGGAUCCUAGGUGGAGCCGCUGACAAUUUUUCAAAUGGAGAGGGCGCUCGCUCUCGAUCUUGACCAUGAAAGAGAUUCUUCUUCCCAGUUUCACUGUACUUCCUCGACGACACGGAUUCUGUUUUCUCACUUGCUUCAUCUACCACCGACUCGAUAUUUUAGUUUUAUUAUUUCAGUGAUUUUUGUCUUUUUAUACGCUCUUUCAUACACAAACUGGAUUUGAACUCAUUCAACCAUCACAGGUUUCACCAGAGGUGUAGAAAGAACUGACUGCCCUCAACUUAUUUCACUCUGUCUGAAUUUACUGGAAAAUGUCCAGGAGAGGAUGCAGAGUGACUAACAAGAGGGAAUCGCUGCCAGGACAGAAACUACUUCCUGUCAUCCUUAACCGCAAGCGAAAAUCUGAAACUCAUGUGCAGGAUUACGAGAAUGAUGUGAGGGACAUGAGGGCAAGGCAGCCGUACCAUCAGCAACAGGCUUGGGAGGAUAAUGUAGGAUGGGAGACAUCAAGUCAGUCAUCAUCUGUCAGCAAUUCUACUUCAGACUUCCGCCGACUGGCUGUCUCGUCGCAAAUUUUAACAUCGCGACUCAGCCCUUUCCCCAAAUUCAACUGGGCAGAUCCGGAUGAGGUUUGGAAUUCUUUGUGUCGUAAGGAUCGCCUUUACAAGCGGAAUCACGACUACAUCCUUGCUCAUCCAUCUCUGCAACCAAGAAUGCGGGCCAUCCUCCUCGACUGGCUUGUUGAGGUGUGUGAAGUGUACCGGUUGCAUCGUGAGACCUACCAUCUGGCGCUGGACUUUGUCGACCGUUACCUGGCCACCCAGACCGACAUACCCAAACAGCAACUCCAGUUGAUUGGUAUCGCCGCUUUGUUUAUCGCUGCCAAGAUCGAAGAGAUUUAUCCUCCCAAGUUGAACGAGUUUGCCUACGUCACUGACGGUGCCUGUAGCGAGGCCGAGAUCAUGAUGAAGGAGCUUGUUAUCAUGAAGAGCUUAAAUUGGGAACUGUCGCCCGCCACUGCCAACUGUUGGCUGGGAAUUUACAUGCAAUUGGCCAACGCACUUGGUGACAAGGAAGAAUUGGAAUCCAAGGAGAAUAGCGGCAGCAAGAUGGAGACUAAACAGUUUUCCAGUCACACCUUUGUUCAAGCUGCCCGUCUGCUCGACCUUUCCACAAUGGACAUUCUCAGUCUUCGCUAUACGUACAGCGCCAUCGCCGCAGCCGCCGUCUACCACAUCGUGGGCGAGCGGGUGGCGCUUCAAUGCUCUGGUUAUUCUUGGGAGGAAAUUUCAUCGUGCAUCUAUUGGAUGGCACCUUUUGCACUGACUUUACGCGAGGCUGGACCUGUGGAAAUUAAGACCUUUUCGCAAAUUCCCAUCGAGGACACGCAUAACAUACAGACGCACAACAUCGACCUCAGCAUACUGGAAGCUGCUCAAAGCCGGUUAACAGAGUCUGCCGCGUCGCCACCCAGUCCAGCGCUGGGGCCUCUGGGUAUGCUGACGCCUCCGCAAAGCAAAAACAAGGGCCGGACGAGCGCUCCCCUUUCACCCGUCAACAAUAACACCACUGCCAAUGCCGUAGUACUGACACCUUCCACUCUGAACUCUGAAAGCCCUCGUUGUUCGACCAUAACAUCCGAGUGGAAUGACGAUGCUCAGUCAGCCAUUUCGUAUUCGUAAAACAAAAUUUCCUUUCUUCUUCGUUUUAAAUUCGAUCAUCAUUUCAAACGGCGUCAUUUUGCGCGCGUUAUCGUUCGUUGUUCGACACAGGACAUGGCUACAAACGUUCUUUUCAAUUCUUCUUUUUUGUUGUUGGAAGCUGGACGACCGCAAUAAGAGUGCCAUUCCUCCCCUCCCUUUUCCUUGUUUUACAAAAGAGUUUGAAGAAUUUCCAUGUCACCGGUAAUUAUUUGACAGGAUCAAUGGUUCCACAAGCUUUUUGAUAAUCUUUUUUUGUUCAGGGAAAGGCAUUAUUUUUACAAAAAACAAUUCAUCUUUUCUUAAUGAAAACCUGAUUUGAGGAUUUUACUUAAUUUCUUUCAUUUUUGGUUCAUCAGAGAAUUAACGAAGCUCGCAUGAUAGUCUAGUCCUUUCAGUUGCAAUAAUGCCUUGGGUUAGGUGGGGUUGAAGCCAUUCUCAACUUCGUAACACCGUACAGUUCACAUCUCAAGGACGUCCUUUGCAUUUGAUUUCUUUUUAUGAGCCGUUUCAUUUUUAAUUCAUUUUUCUCUUUUUUUAACGGUUUCGUUUUAAAACAACUGCCUGAGCCUAUC